CAGGACAUUCCGCCUCUCCCUCUCCCUCUCUCCCGCCAAACCAUCGAACUCCGAGCCAUGGCGGGAAAUCUGUCUCUCUUGAAAUCGUGACGGCGAAGUCUCUCCUUGCCUCUAUCUCUCUUUCUCUCUCCUUGGUUCAUCCAUGGCACCUCCUCGGCGUCUCAGCAAUGGUGCGACGCCGACCGCGACGAAGCAACGCUCCAUCACCUCCUUCUUUUCCGCUGGAAGCAAGGCUGUUAACAGAACUCCCGCCCCAUCUGCUAGCCCUAAACCGUCUCUUGUCAUUCCUUCUCCUCCCCAGACGACCUCCCCCGAGCCUUCUUCUUCUCUCAAGACCCCUCCGCCGUCCAAACCCUCGUCCGUGGAGCCAUCCCCGUCGUCGUCCCGCCACGGGGAGGGCGUCAUCGGAUGGAGGAUUAGGGUCUUCUGGCCGCUCGAUGAUCAGUCGUACGAGGGUCACGUCAAGUCGUUUGAUGCUUCGACCGGAAAGCAUUUGAUUCAGUACGACGAUGGCGAGGAGGAGACGUUGGAUCUUGAGAAGGAGAGGUUCCAAUGGGCGGAGGUGACUCCCUUGCGGAGUUUCCGCCGGCUGCGGAGGAUCUCGAGCGGAGACGGCAGCUACAAUGGAGAUUCUUUGGCCAAAAGGAUCGAGGAUGAGAUAAGCGAAGAGGGGAAGGAGGAGGGUGGUGGUGGUGAUGGGGACAACUCGGAGGACGAGGACUGGGAGAAGGAUGGGAGCGGUGAAGACGAGGGGGGCGAUAGUGUGGAGGGAUCGGAAGGAGGAAGUGCGGGGUCGAGGAAGCGGAAGAAUGCUGGUAGUAUAAGGUCAGGCAGCGAUAGUAGUGUGACGCAGAAGAAGAGGGUUCGGAUGGUUGGUUUGAAGGAUGAAGGAAAACGCCUGAGAUUCGAUGUUGGUGAGGUUUCGCCAAGGGAAAAAGGGAAGAGUGACAUCGCUGGAUUGAGGGGUUCUACAGUCAAUGGGAUCGAGACUGCUCCUGUCAGAGAUGUUGCUGAGCGAUUUGGGAGGCGUGAGAUGGAGAAGUUUGAGUUCCUUGGGAAAGGGCGCAGAGAUGCCAAUGGGAGAAAGCCUGGAGAUGAGUACUAUGAUCCAAGAACUCUUAAACUACCGAAUGAUUUUUUGAAGAGCUUGUCUGCUGGUCAGAGGCAAUGGUGGCAGUUCAAGUCCAAACACAUGGACAAGGUGUUGUUCUUCAAGAUGGGCAAGUUCUAUGAGUUGUUUGAAAUGGAUGCUCAUAUAGCCUUUAAGGAGCUGGAUUUGCAGUACAUGAAGGGUGAGCAGCCUCACUGUGGAUUUCCUGAGAGGAAUUUUGCAAUGAAUGUCGAAAAAUUGGCAAUGAAGGGUUAUCGAGUCCUUGUUGUUGAGCAGACUGAAACACCUGAUCAGCUUGAGCUGCGUCGGAAAGAGUUGGGUUCCAAAGAUAAGGUUGUGAAACGUGAAAUAUGUGCCGUGAUAACUAAAGGAACAUUGGUUGAGGGUGAGAUGCUGUCCACCACCAAUGCUGAUGUGAGUUACUUGAUGUCGGUAACUGAAAGCUGUAAGACUACUGAAGGUGGUAAAGAUGAUGCUGUAACUUUGGGUGUUUGUAUAGCUGAUGUAUCCACUAGCAAGUUUAUGCUUGGACAGUUUGAGGAUGGCGAAGGGCGGCCCAUUCUGCGGUCAAUCCUCACUGAGUUAAGGCCUGCUGAACUUAUUAAACCUUCUAAGAUGCUUAGUCAUGAAACUGAAAAAGUGUUGCUGGAUAAUACAAGGAAUCCUCUGGUUAACAAUUUGAUUCCAGAUAUAGAAUUUUGGGAUGCCCACAGAACUCUUUUUGAGGCCAGAAGGGUUUAUGAGCAAAGCACAUUGUCUAGAUCCUUGAGUCAAAGUAAAGUCGACAUAUCCAAUACUUUUGAUGUUGUUGAUGAGCACACAGGUUUACUGCCAGAGGUCUUGACUGAGCUGGAAAGUGCAGCUGAGAGUGGCCAAUAUGCUCUUUCUGCUUUCGGUGGCUGUCUCUUUUAUCUGAGGCAAGCAUUGUUAGACACAUCAUUGCUUCGAUGUGCAAGAUUUGAGUUUCUUCCAUGUUCAGGGUUCUUAGAUAUAUCUAAGAAGUCAUACAUGACGCUUGAUGCCUCUGCUCUGGAGAAUCUUGAGAUUUUUGAGAACAACAGUGGAAGCUCCUCAGGGACACUCUUUGCACAGUUAGAUUACUGUGUUACUCCCUUUGGGAAAAGAUUACUUAAGAAUUGGCUUGCGAGACCUCUUUGUGAUGCUAAAUCAAUUUUAGAGCGCCAACAUGCAAUCACAGAUUUAAAACAUGUUGCUUUUGAAUCUGUUCUUGAGUUCCGGAAAAUGUUGUCUAAGGUUCCAGACAUGGAGCGCUUGCUUGCUCGUCUCUUUGCCAACAGUGAGGCUAGUGGAAGAAAUGCUAAUAAAGUUGUCCUUUAUGAAGAUGCUGCAAAAAAACAGCUUCAUGAAUUUAUUACUGCUCUGCGAGGUUGCCAAAUGAUGGUUCAUUCUUGUGCCUUAUUCAGCAGCAUCCAGGAUGACUUGACUUCAACUACACUACAAUGCUUGCUGACUGGUGAUUGCUUUCUGGACAUUGAACCUGUCUUGAUGCAUUUCAAAGAUGCUUUUGAUUGGACAGAGGCUGAGCAUACUGGCCGUAUUAUACCUCAUGAAGGGGUUGAUGUGGAAUAUGAUUCUUCCUGCAAAGCAGCUGCAGAGAUUGAAAGUAAUUUAAUAAGAUAUUUGAAGGAACAACGCAAAUUGCUUGGAAAUAGUUCAGUUGCUUAUGUCACCGUGGGAAAAGAUAGAUAUGUGUUAGAAGUACCUGAGGACUUGCAGGGGAGAAUUCCUACAGAAUAUCAGCUUCACUCCUCAAAGAAGGGAUAUUUCAGAUACUGGACUCCAAAAAUCAGGGCACAUUUAGGAGAACUUUCCAAUGCUGAGGCUGAGAGAGAAUCUAAAUUGAAAAGCAUUUUGCAGAGGUUUAUCAUCCGCUUCUGUGAUCAUCAUCUCAAGUUGCGGCAGUUAAUCUCUGUAAUUGCAGAACUGGAUGCUUUGUCAAGCUUAGCAGUCGCAACUGAUUAUUAUGAAGGACCAGUAUGCAGGCCCACAAUCCUGGGGAGUUCAUGUUCAAAAGGGACUCCAAGUCUAUCUGGAAAAUGUUUGGGACACCCUAUCUUAAAAAGUGAUGCAAUGGGCAAGGGAUCUUUUGUUCCCAAUGAUGUAAAUAUAGGUGGAACUAACAAUGCUAGUUUUAUCCUUCUUACUGGUCCCAACAUGGGUGGUAAAUCAACUUUGCUUCGGCAAGUUUGUUUGGCAGUGAUUCUGGCACAGAUUGGAGCAUAUGUUCCGGGAGAAAGCUUUGAGCUAUCACCUGUUGACCGAAUAUUUGUUCGAAUGGGUGCAAAGGACCACAUAAUGGCAGGCCAGAGUACAUUUCUUACAGAACUCUCUGAGACUGCCACGAUGUUGUUAUCUGCCACUCAUAAUUCCUUGGUAGCAUUAGAUGAACUUGGACGAGGAACAUCAACUUCAGAUGGCCAGGCUAUUGCGGAGUCUGUAUUAGAUCAUUUUAUCCAGAAGAUAGGUUGUCGAGGAAUGUUCUCUACACAUUAUCAUCGGUUAGCUGUGAAAUAUGAAAAUGACUCUCAGGUAGGUUUGUUUCACAUGGCAUGCCAAGUUGAGAAACGAGUGGAUGGGAUUGAAGAAGUUACAUUUCUUUAUAAGCUGACUCCUGGUGCCUGCCCCAGAAGUUAUGGUGUUAAUGUUGCAUGUUUGGCAGGUAUUCCUGAGUCUGUACUUAAGAGAGCUGCUUUGAAGUCCAGUGAGUUUGAGGCAGCUCAUGGUAAGCACAGAAAUAAAUCUGGAGGCUUGCUGAAACUUGAGAAUGUGGAUGCAGCUGUCCUCCAAGAUUUACUGAAGGUGAUAGUAAGAAUGGGUCAGCAAGAUGUACAAUUGUGUAAGGAUUCAGGUUGUCUCCAUGCAUAUCAGGAAAGGGCUAGACUGCUAUUGAGUAGAUUCAUUCAAUGAAGUCUAUCUUCUAUAUGCAGUUUUUUGGUAAUAUGCGAAAGUAUGAUGUGAUGCAUAUUGGCUAUAUUUCAAGAAGCUUGCCUUUUCACAGGGGGGCAAAUAAGCCUCGGGUUCAGGCUGAAUUUUUUUCUCUGGUGAGUACCCUAAAGGGAAUACAACAGAGCCAGAAAAUGGAAGGAGAGAUGCUACUGUCCAUGAGGAGCCUGUGGAAUGUAUAUUAAACUGGAUGAUGACCGUGCAAUUCGAUCUGUAAGUAAGCAACAGCCUUUUUUGCUCCCUUCAGAACUGCCCUGUUUAUUUGUAAAAAUACAAGUUCAGAAUCAAUAUUUUCAAGAUUUGUCGAUUAUUUGAGGCAGAUCUGUCAA
This is a messenger RNA of Nymphaea colorata (pocket water lily), 4404 nucleotides long. RefSeq names its product DNA mismatch repair protein MSH6. Gene Ontology annotation, cellular component: nucleus. NCBI's taxonomy places the organism in Eukaryota, Viridiplantae, Streptophyta, Magnoliopsida, Nymphaeales, Nymphaeaceae. The coding region runs from base 143 to 4039 and encodes 1298 amino acids. The transcript is spliced from 21 exons. Gene Ontology annotation, molecular function: mismatched DNA binding; ATP binding; ATP-dependent DNA damage sensor activity. The record is from RefSeq and is a predicted model, not a curated record. Gene Ontology annotation, biological process: mismatch repair.